GGUUGCCGACUCUCUCUGGUAAAUGAAGGAGGUUUCUGUUUUAAGAAAGAGUGAGACUUCUCAGCCGUUGAUUCACUGCCCACGGGGAGCCUGCGGAGCCGAAGCUUCCUCUCCGUGGAGAUUUGCAUACAACAUCCACUUCCUGCUUCGCAGCCUGCUCCACCGCUUACCUGGACCCGGAGAGGGCGAGGGAGGUCUGAGCGGCCCAAGGUGGAGCCCCGUGGCCGAGCCAGCGACCACCCCCCGGGCCUGCCUGUCUGCAGCGGCGAUCGGAGAAACUAGAAUGAACCGAAGCAUUCCUGUGGAGGUUGACGAAUCAGAACCAUUCCCAAGUCAAUUGCUGAAACCAAUCCCAGAAUAUUCCCUGGAAGAGGAAUUGGAACCACCUGCUCCAAACACAAGGAACAUGGCACCCAGCAGCUUGUCUGCACUCCAAGCCCCUCACCAUGCUUCAGGAGACCUUUGUCAGGCUCACCCUCCCCUGAAACUUGCGAAUCACCAGCCUGUGUCACAACAGGUCACCUGCCUGCGUACUAAAGUCCUGGAGGAGAGUGAAGCCAGUUUCUUGAGAAGGCACCCCGACUCUGACAAAGGGGGUUGUUCCUGCUUGUCCGAAGCCAGCGAGCCUGAGUCCGAGUCUGUGCUUGGAGCCCUCCCUCCAGAGCACCGGUUUUCACUUAUGGAAAAACGCCAUCGACGCCUGGGAUCUCAGCUUUCAGCACCUUCUCCCGACACUGGCCACGACUCAGACAAAUCGGACCCAAGUUUACCUAAUGCUCUGGCAGACUCCUCCAGUGGCGGCCAAGAGACGAUACCUCGGCCCUGGCCCCAGGAACAGAGCAGCCCAGAUGUGCCCACAAUAGACACCGGAUAUGAUUCCCAGCCCCAAGACGUCCUGGGCAUCAGGCAGCUGGAAAGGCCACUGCCCCUCACCUCCACAUGUGACCUGCAGGACCUCCCUGGGCCUCUGAGGUCCAGGGAGUUCCCUCAGUUUGAACUUCAGAGGCAUCCAGCACAUGCGCAGAGGCUGCCUCUCAAUCCUUCCCCACAGGCUCCAUGGAACUAUCAGUAUCAGUGCCCUGGAGGGCCCUAUCACCAGGCGCCAUACGCUCAGGCCUACCCUCCAACAGCCUACCAGCAAGUCAUCCAGCCUGCCCUGCCCGGGCAGGUCCUUCCUGGGGCAAGGGUGAGAGGCCUGUAUCCUGUGCAGAAGGUCGUCCUGAAUGACCCCAGCCCCCAGGACCAAGGAGAGAGACCUGCACAGAGAGACUUCUCUUUCCCAAGGCUCCCAAGGGACCAGCUCUAUCACCCACCGUCUAAUGGAGCUGGAGCGCCUGAGGCGUCCUUGGAACAUCCUGCAGAGCUGAGACCACAGGGUCCCCAGACUCCCUCCCCAGCUGCUGUGCCUAGACCCCCUAGCAACCCCCUAGCCCGAGGAACUCUAAAAACUAGCAAUUUGCCAGAGGAAUUACGGAAAGUCUUUAUCACUUAUUCUGUGGACGCAGCCACGGACGUGGUGAGAUUGGUGAACUUUUUGUUGGUGAAUGGCUUCCAAACGGCAAUUGACAUAUUUGAGGAUAGAAUCCGGGGUAUUGAUAUCAUCAAAUGGAUGGAACGCUACCUUCGAGAUAAGACAGUGAUGAUAAUUGUAGCAAUCAGUCCCAAAUACAAACAGGAUGUGGAAGGCGCCGAGUCGCAGCUGGACGACGACGAGCAUGGCUUACAUACUAAGUACAUCCACCGAAUGAUGCAGAUCGAGUUCAUAAAUCAAGGAAGCAUGAAUUUCAGAUUCAUCCCUGUGCUCUUCCCAAAUGCCAAGAAGGAGCACGUGCCCACCUGGCUUCAGAACACUCACGUUUACAGCUGGCCCAAGAAUAAGAAAAACAUCCUGCUGCGGCUGCUCCGAGAGGAAGAGUAUGUGGCUCCUCCCCGCGGUCCUCUGCCCACCCUUCAGGUGGUGCCCUUGUGACACCAGCCGUCUCCAGCCCAGUGCAGUCCUGUUCUCACCGCAUCCUUCUGGCUGAGACCGGGUGGUGGCACCCAGGCCUGUCUCUGUGUCUUCUAGGGGGAGUCAGGCCCCAGAACACCUCUUCUGCGGAGUUCUCUGCCUCCUAACACUUGGCUGCUCUGUAUUUCCUGCCUUUUACAAAACACACAAGGUGCCCGGGUCCUCCUGAGCCUGAGUUGCCCACCUUGGGCUUCCAGUACUUUCAGCGAGUGGAUACUACAGGGGAUGGAUGGCAGCAAACGUCUAUAACCACUAUACUAUAACUAAAACGCUCGUCACUUCAGCUGCGUUUAUGAGUUGGCCAGAUGCUGUGUCCUUAGACCAAUCUGACUCAUGUCCAAAUAAUAAAAUGAUUACUCUUCGUAAGAA
Molecule: messenger RNA, 2377 nt
Organism: Peromyscus leucopus (white-footed mouse)
Lineage: Eukaryota; Metazoa; Chordata; Mammalia; Rodentia; Cricetidae
Gene: Traf3ip2
Product: TRAF3 interacting protein 2
Biological process (GO): positive regulation of canonical NF-kappaB signal transduction; humoral immune response
Source: RefSeq, a predicted model, not a curated record